Messenger RNA from Vigna umbellata (rice bean), 639 nucleotides. The record is from RefSeq and is a predicted model, not a curated record. Lineage: Eukaryota; Viridiplantae; Streptophyta; Magnoliopsida; Fabales; Fabaceae.
AUGGUAUGCAUUGUUCCUUAUAUUCAAAUCAGCAUUGAUUCUCCUGGUAACAGUUACAACACUGAUGGAAUUGACAUUUUUGCUUCAAAUCAUAUCUUGAUUGAAGAUUCCACCAUACGAUGUGGUGAUGACUACAUAGCCAUCAACGAUGGCUCCUCUUACAUCAAUGCUACUCAAAUUGCUUGUGGACCAGGCCAUGGAAUAAGCUUCACCAACACUACAAAUGGAGCAAGAAUCAAGACAGCACCAGGUGGAUCAGGUUAUGCACGACACAUAACUUUUGAGGACAUCAGAUUAAUGCACGUUAUGAACCCAAUUAUUAUAGACCAGACCUACGGCAGUAAAAUUUCGAAGUUACAUCCGCUGCGGGUGGAUAUCAGUGUUGGAAGGGGUGGUGGUGGGGUGUCAAUGGUUGCGUGGCCACUGUACGCAGAGCAGCACGUGAAUAGGGAGGUGAUGGUGGGAGAGAUGAAGGUGGUUGUUGGCGUGAAUCAGAGGGUAGGAGAUGGGUUUGUGAGUGCAGAGGAGAACAGAAAAGUGAGGAAGAAGAACAGAAAAAGCUGGAACAUUGCAGGAAAUGCAGAGGAGAGAGAAGAAAAAAAGCAGAUUCGUCAGCUGGAGUUAACUCUGUUUAUGUGA